CAACAUUCAACGAUCCAUCCUUGGCUGAUUUUACGUGCUUUACUGACGGUGCACUAACAAAUAUGAAACUCCCCGCGGUAAUGGUAUCCACCAUGGCAGCUCUGCCACUCGUGUCGUCUACCAUCAUCACCGCGUACCAAAAUAUUACGCUCCCAACAACCAAUACCACUCUUCUUGGAAAUAUUUACAAUCAUUGGAUCUACCUUGGAAACGACACGUACGACUUGACACGGUCCAUGGUCGCGCCAACGACUAAGCCCGUCACUAUACCCAUGACAGGAUCCCGAAAACGCGCUGUCAUUGAACCCUCACGCUCUGCGCUCGUCAUAAUCGAUAUGCAGAACUUUUUCCUCCAUCCAGAGCUUACUCCUAGCGCUGAAGGCGGGCGGAAAGCAGUGGAGCCUACGCUUAAUAUGAUCGAUGCAUUUCGUAGAAAUGGUAUGCCUGUGCUCUGGACAAACUGGGGUCUUGAUGGUAAGGAUCUCCGGGAUCUGCCUCCUGCGGAUAUCUCUGGGUUUUCGCAAACUAAGCGCAGCCCUACAAAUUCGUUCGGUAGUGAUAUGGGGAAACUGAAAGACGGCACUGAGUUGGGUAGAACAUUGAUGCGGGGCUCGUGGAAUGCAAGGCCAUAUGGAAAAUUGUACGAUGCCCAAGUUCAAGGCGUCAAGGAUGGGACUGAUCAUUACUUCAACAAAAACCGUGUGAGCGGCAUGUGGGGUGCGCAGACACCACUUGGCCUUUGGUUGGAAGAAAAUCAGAUCACUACUCUUUUCUUUGGAGGUGUGAACUCAGAUCAAUGCGUAUAUGGCACACUCCUAGAUGCAUAUUUCAAGGGAUACGACACUGUUUUCGUGGAUGAUAUCUCGGCGACAAUAAGUCCAGAAUAUGCGGCUCAAAUGGUCCGAUAUAACUCAGAUCUCAACGGCUUUGUAUCUAACUCGUCUUUGAUUAUACCUGCACUCUCCUAAUGCCCGAUCCGAGUUCCUGGAGUGAGGCUGUGGGCAUUUGUCAAACCUAACUUAGCUAGGUAACAAGCUAUAUUUAUCUAUCACGAAUAAUAUAUAAACCGCUUCUACAUAC
Molecule: messenger RNA, 1080 nt
Organism: Bipolaris sorokiniana ND90Pr
Lineage: Eukaryota; Fungi; Ascomycota; Dothideomycetes; Pleosporales; Pleosporaceae
Exons: 7
Coding region: 63-968 (301 amino acids)
Source: RefSeq, a predicted model, not a curated record